Messenger RNA from Clupea harengus (Atlantic herring), 1537 nucleotides. RefSeq names its product chibby 1, beta catenin antagonist (gene cby1). NCBI's taxonomy places the organism in Eukaryota, Metazoa, Chordata, Actinopteri, Clupeiformes, Clupeidae. The record is from RefSeq and is a predicted model, not a curated record.
AACUAAGCAAAGUUGUGGUUGUAGCGACCAUAUCUAUGGUAGUGACCACACACUUCCGUCUCUGUAUGUACACAAAAAGUGUUAGCUAGCAUAGAUGCUUAGGGGAACAUAGCUAUCUGCAUACAGAUUGGCUCAGGGUAAUUCUGUAAAACGAAUAAUUAGAGCUUACGAGGGUUUCCUAGUGUCACAUUUGGUAUUUAUUUUGAUUCAACGAGCUAACUUUAGUGUUGCGACUCGUCCUUUGGGUUCAGACAUCAUGCCUCUAUUUGGGAACACCUUUAGCCCUAAGAAGACACCCCCUCGCAAAUCAGCGUCGUUGUCCAACCUACACACGCUGGACAGGUCUACGAGAGAGAUAGAACUAGGUCUAGAAUAUGGCGCCCCAGUAAUGAAUAUUGGAGGCCAGAGUUUGAAAUUUGAAGAGGGUCAGUGGAUUACAGAAUCUGGAGGAAAUGUUUCGGGAAAGGAGUUGCAGCGGCUGAAGAAGAGGAACCAGCAGCUGGAGGAGGAGAACAAUCUGCUGAAACUCAAAGUUGACCUUCUUCUUGACAUGGUUACAGAUGGGAGACAGUUAAGGGAAGCAGAAAGGAGAUAAAACAUAUAAGAGCUUAGACUGAGGAAAUGGCAAGCAGCUCGCAGAAGUAGGCUACCUGCAGUUCAGGCACAAAGCAGCUUUCAGCAGUAGUUAGAGUUAGGUGCUCUUAUAGGCAAAAAGGAGGUGUCAUCAUUUCAUCAUUUCAUCAUUUUCUCUCUCCCAGUUGUCUGAAACCACAGCUGAAACUCACCUCAUUCAUAAGGAGCUUGAGGAAGUGAAGAACCAUACCCGGAGGAAGAAGUAAUAAGAGGGACAAAAUGACUAGUAGAAGCUAUUGGGUGUGUUUGUUAAAUAUGUAUUUAAUGUAGUCAAAAAUUGUUUUGUACACUUGUAAAAUACUCUUAACAUUUCCUUUAAGUAAUACUUUUGUAAACAAAUGUAAUUUAAAAAAAAUGAUUGAGAUGCUUUGCAGAAUAUUGAUUGCGUUUUAAUGUUUGUUUUUAUACCUUUUUCUUACAAUUUUGUACACAAUGUUGUGUUAAUGGUCUGUUGUUUUACACAAGUGUAUGUUACUCAGUAAAAUGCAUUUUGAACAAGUUUAUUUUUUCAUUUUCAUACAUUCCAUAGACUAAAUACAUAAUUUAAUAUGCCAUUACAGAUUACUGUUGCACCACUUUAAGUGGUGAUUAAGUAUAAGGUGCAAUAAGAGUUUUUAAAAUGCUUAAACCCUUUCAGGCAUGGAACAAUUAUGUAUUUCAAAGCAAUUGUUGUUCUUGUGUCUUCUUGCGUUUCUGAAACAUAUAUUGACAAUUAAGAGAAUCAUGAUAUGUAAAGAAGGGCAUGAAAAGGGCUGAAACUGAGACACAAGAAGUGUAAAGUGGUAAUUGGGCUGUUUAGUCCCUGUAUUCUGUCAGCCCAGAAGGUCAUCUAAAUAGUGGCAAUUUUGUGGUUUUAUGAAAUUGUGUUCUUGUUAACUAAUAGCAGACUUUUUCUGUCCAGAAA